Messenger RNA from Saccharomycopsis crataegensis, 816 nucleotides. RefSeq lists its product as uncharacterized. The transcript has a single exon. The coding region runs from base 1 to 816 and encodes 271 amino acids. NCBI's taxonomy places the organism in Eukaryota, Fungi, Ascomycota, Saccharomycetes, Ascoideales, Saccharomycopsidaceae. The record is from RefSeq and is a predicted model, not a curated record.
AUGCAAUUCAUCAAUCUUUUUUCCGCUAUUUUCAUCGCACAAAUGUUGUGCGCAUCUAAUGCUUUAGUCAUUCCUCGUGAGGUUAGAGAAAUGGAUCGUACUCAAAAUUCAGUUCAAGAAGGCUCUGGUAACUUUACUGAACUUCCACCACAUGAAGGAUCUGGUAACUUUACUAAACCUCCAUCUCAUGAAGGAUCUGGUAACUUUACUGAACUUCCACCACAUGAAGGAUCUGGUAACUCUACUGAACUUCCAUCUCAUGAAGGAUCUGGUAAUUCUGUUGAGCUAAUUAGUAAAGCUGCUGGUAAUAUCACUGACCUCAUGCAAAACAUGUCUGGAAAUUUCACUGAUCUUGACCAUGGGGCUCCUGGAAACACCACUCACAAAUCACACGAACAUCAAAAGAGAGAAGAACAUGAACACCACCACCAUAACUCCACUAUGGAACGUGACCACCACCUUAACUCUACUGAGGGACAUGAUCAUCACCACGAAGGUAAUCACACGCAUAUUGGAGAGCGUAAAGUUCAUGGCAAUUUCACUGAACUUCCACACCAUGAUGGUAACUUCACUGAGCCUAUGGGUCAGUUUGGCGGCAAUCUUACUGAAGGUAUGGGUGACUUUGGUGGUAACUUUACUGAAGGUAUGGGUCAAUUUGGUGGUAACUUCACUGAACUUCCUCACCAUCAUGACAAUUCAACUGAACAUCAUCAUCACCAUCAACACAAUUCUACUCAUGGUGAAAACAAAGAUAUCGAUUUUGAAAAGUUUCCAGAAUUUGAUGGCUCAGCUAACUUGACUGCUAUCUCUAACUAG